This is a messenger RNA of Onthophagus taurus, 1843 nucleotides long. The record is from RefSeq and is a predicted model, not a curated record. NCBI's taxonomy places the organism in Eukaryota, Metazoa, Arthropoda, Insecta, Coleoptera, Scarabaeidae.
UUCAGUUUAGUCAAAUAAAGAAUAUCAUGAAACUGUUAUUCUAUCAUUUCAUAACUAUUUAUUGCCUGAUUAAGUACUUCUUUGGGAUACCAUCAGGAUUAUUUAAAAAAGUUCCAUAUCCUCUGUAUUUAUUAAUACAAGCAUGUCUCAUUCUUGUAUCAAUUAUAAUCAUGUUGUGUUUUUCUUUUGUAUAUUUAAUAACACAAAUAUUUUUAUUCGGAAUCGAUUUAUGGUUAAUAUUGAAACUAGGCAGUAAUUACGGUGGUAGAUUACCAGGAAGAGACGCUGUAUUUGAAAGUGCAGAAGAAAAAACAUCCAUUGCAACCCUUGUAAUUUUGAACCACAAGGAACAUGAUGAAAAUGUCAAUAAACGGAUUCAAAAAUUAUUCAAAAAUAUACACAACUCAUCCAAGAAGUUAUCUUAUGGCGUCGAAACUUGUUUGGGGUAUAGCUAUUACAUAAAAAACCAAGUUAAUUCUGAUGAUUGUUGCGUUUUUACUAAAAUUAACGAUAAAGAAUGUUUGACUCGUGACGAAAUAUUUGAACAUAUCAAAAAGAAUUGUUUAAGGAAUAUGUGUAAUGGGAAAAGGUUGUGGUAUGGGGAAAUAUUUACACAACGCGUUUUAUGGAAUGAAAAAGACCAACAAAAAGCGAUACUGAUUGUAUUUAAUCAUUGUUUAGGUGAUGGUCCAUCCCUAAUAGGUUUAGCCAACAAAUUUGCAACUCCCGAAGAACAACAAAAACCCACAAAACUCGAUCCAAAAUAUACAACAAAACCUAUAUUUACACUAGAUGACGCUUACAUUUACAGAAACUUUUUUAAACUUGAAAAAGAUGGGGAAGAAUUUGAAAUAAUAAAUAACGAACGUCUCAUUGCGUUUUAUAUAGAACGUAGCAUCAAAUAUGUUCCGUUAACUAAAAAAAUUAAAAAUAAAAUCGGAGUGGGAUUUACUGAAAUUUUAAUUGCAGGAUUAACAGCUAGUUUAGAAAAGGUUUUGGAUAAAAGAGGCAAAAAAAUUAAUUUCUGUACAGUGGGUGUGGUGUUUAGGCCAAUCGAUGAAGAUUUAGUUAGUAUCAUUAAUGGGACAUACGAUUAUAAUGAUCUUACAAAUAAUUUAUCGGUAAUUCCAAUAAACACCCCUCUCACCAUGCAGAAAAACUCAACGAUGAUGGAUCGACUUAAAUCUGUUGGCGAAGAAAUCUCUAAAGCUAAAUAUUCCGUUGAUGGAAUGGCGUUUUAUGCAGUUUACAAUAUAGCAAAUAUAUUCCCUGCUUCUAUACAAAGAUAUUGCCAGAAAAUUUUUACUGAUGUAACAGCGGGAGUAACUAACGUUGGAGGAUUAAAAGCGGUUCAACUAGCAGGAUGUAGAGUGGAAUCAACAAUUCCAUUUCUCCCACAGUUCCAUAACGCACCACAAAAGGAAAAAAAAGAUGUAUAAUAACAAAAUACCAUGCUUAAAGCAAUGUUGUACCUAUUUGGGUACAGUGGCCGAAUCCAUAUAACAAUUACACCUUUAUCCAGAUCUCUGCUACGAUGAGUUCGGCACGUUUUGACGUUUCUAAUCGUUAUAAUGGCUUGGAGGAAGUAGUUAUUGCUAUUUUAAAAGAAAGUGACUACGAAUUAGCGGUCAUACUGCCAAAACCUAGUGUUGUGACGGAUGAAGAAGAUGCCGACGAGGACAGGUUACUGCCACAUUGCUGCAUGAUGUAUUUGGUCAAAUAGAGGUAUUUAUGUGUGAGGAGGAUAACAGUAAUCCAAGUUCCGACGACGUUAGCAGCGAUGAUAAACCAUUGGCCAAAAUUACAAAAAAGUAGUCAAAAUAUUACUCCAAAAACAGGGGAC